AGAGGAGGCGUCGGGGGCGCGCCUUUCGCAUCGGCUGCUGCUUCUCGCACCCAGUGUGGGCUACUGACAGCCAGCUGUGCGGCUACACGACGACGACAAGAACAGCUGCGAAUCCACUGCCCUCCAACAUUUAACGCUCCACUCCUCCAGUGCGCGUUUGGGAGGCGAAUAAAGCUCAAGGAGAGAGAAGAGAGGAAGAGGAAGACAGAAAAGGGCUCGUUUCGUCGUCGGUUCCUGUGCUAGCUUUGCUAAAGACGAGCAUUCCUCCGACAUGAAUCCGCUGUGUAGCAGAUGUAAUCUCGUCGUCUACCCCACGGAAAAAAUCAAUUGUCUGGACAAGUACUGGCAUUCGAGAUGCUUCCGCUGCGAGACCUGCAAUAUGUCUCUAAACAUGAAGAAUUACAAAGGUUUUGCCAAGAGACCAUACUGCAAUGCACACUACCCCAGGGCAAACUUCACCUGCGUGGCUGACACUCCAGAGAACAUCCGUCUCAAACAGCAGAGCAAGAUGCAGAGCCAGGUUCUCUACAAGGAGGAUUUCGAAAAGAAUAGAGGGAAAUCCUUCACCGUGGUCACAGACACGCCAGAGCUGCAGAGACUCAAGAAAUCACAGGACCAAAUCAGCAAUAUCAAGUACCAUGAGGAGUUUGAGAAGAGCAAGACUCCACACCUCCAGGAGGACUUUGAGAAGACCAGGAUUCACCAACAACAGCAUCCAGGCAACACUCCUUCAGCCGCAGCUUACCAGCCCUCUGCCGCACCUCAGAACUACCACUAUGACCCUGCUCCUGAGCCUGUGCGUCCGGCGGCCGCCGCACCGCCUCCAAGCGCCGGGAAACGGUACCGGGCGGUGUACGACUAUGCCGCCGCCGAUGAAGACGAGGUCUCCUUCAUUGACGGCGACGUGAUCGUGGACGUGCAGCAGAUCGACGAGGGUUGGAUGUACGGCCGCGUGGAGCGCACCAACCAGCAAGGGAUGCUGCCCGCCAACUACGUGGAGGCAAUUUGAGAGGGAGAGAAAGAGGAAGAAAGGAGAAAGAAGAGGUAGAGAAAAGGAGGGAAAGGAGUUUAAAAAAAGAAAAAAAAAAAGCCCAGUGCCAUUUCAUCUUAAAUGCCGCUUCUCUUGAUUUGCUCCCCCCUUCGCCGAUCCCUUUCUCGCUGUUCAGCUCGCUAACCUCAAGCCUUCUGUCUUAAAUUUUUUCUGUCUCUAUGUGCUGAUGUUUUGUCUCUUUGGAUGUCGCUCAUCAUCCUUCCCCUUCAUCGCGUUACGGGAGUCAGCUCAAUCCUGGCGAUAGCACUUAACAUUCCCCCCAGCGCAACAUGAAGCAAAAAUGCAAGGGAAAAAAAAUCUAUGGAAAGUCUCCUCUAAAUCAUUGCGCACAGAUGGUGUUUUAUUUGUGUUGCGUGUGUUUCCUCCGCAAGACUGGAAGAUAAAUUUAAUCUCAGUUGCUGGAAUACUUGUACAUUUGUGCAUUCCUUUGAUCUCUGAACCCUCGGAUCAGCCAGCUGUCCGUCCUAACAGCGUUUCAGUCUUAAUGUAUUUAUAGAUCUGAUGUGACGCACUGCAUUUUGGGUAAUGUUGUUCAACUGGAAUCCUGAGCUCCUGCUGUUGUCAUUAGUUUUUUUUUUUGUUUUGUUUUGUUUUGUUUUGGUGUCAGACAGACACAAAAGGGAUCAGGGCUAAGAUGGGGAAGUCCUACACACAAACAAAAUGUUAGACACCUGACUUCUGCUUCCCGUGAUGCGACAUCCCCCCGCUACAAAAUUAGCAAACACAGCACAACUAUGUAUUGUGACACCUUUUAAAACUUUUUAUUCCAUCGCUACAACAUUCCAAUCUUUAUUUUCCUGUGAGAUGUGAAUUAAUGUCUUUGACUUAUUUACCAACCCACUUCUAUCUCGUGCUUGUUUUUCUUUUCUCUUUUUUGCCUUUUUUGUUGUCGUGAUUGUAAAAUGUUUAUUUUGAACAGGAAAAAUUGUCAAGUGUAUUAAAUGAAUAAACCAGCAACGCAAUUUCUGAAGGUGGAGGAGUUUAUAUAAAAUGUAAACCAAAAAAACAAACAAAACAAAAAAAAGGUAGUGGGAGUUGGAUAAGGGAUGGAUUGAGCGGAAUGCUAACAGCUAAUAUCAAUGGGGUGCCCGAAAACUGACAGCAAGCGUAUGAUUAGUUGGAUUUGUAGUUAUGACCAUUUAUCGGUGUGACCAGUCUCUGACAAUGGCGUGUGAUUGAUUUGGGGGUGCAGUUUUCUGGCAUUGCUCUCACGACAUAGCUAGUUGACAUUUGUACAAUUGUGUCAUAAUAGACGUCAUGGUGCGUCAGGAAUUUUUCUACUAUGUGUAUGAUGGUGACAAAAGGAAUCGUGGGGGGUCUUAAUUUUAUCAGUCAAAUUCAUGUUUUUAGACUUACAUACGCAAGUUCAGAACAUUUUAAGCAUGCACAGCCUCCUACUGGUCAUCAUAGAAACUUGUUUGGCCGUCAGGGACAGCAAACAGCUCGUGUUUAAAUGAACGGGUUGGUAGGUCAGUAAAAUCGCUAUGUCAAGCUAGCAUAAAACAACCAAUAUGAACUUGGUCACAAAAAAUGUUACUAGUAACUCUUCAGCUAGCAUUUCACUGGUCAAUAAGUCUGUCCGCCAACCAAGCAUCGCACCACGAUGACUAUUAAUACCAACUUUGUCACAAAAAAUGUGUUACUUGUAGCUAAUACGGUGUCAGCUAGCGUUUUAGUGGUUGGCAAGUCUGUAGCACUAAGACCACCAUAAAUAUGAAUAUAGUCCCCGAAAAUGUAACUCGUAGCAUGUCAGCCAGCGUUUCCUUUGUUCAAAGGCCAGUCUGUCAAGCUAGUGUAGCACUAUGACAGCCGAAAAUACAAACUCUGUCCCCAAAAAUGUCACUUUCAACCAGUCAGGAGUCAACUAGCGUUUGAGAUGUUGGCAAGUCAGUCUGUCGAGCUUGCGUAGCAUUAUGACAGCAAUUUUUUUUUAUUUUGCAUCCAUUUACACAACUACUUCCCUAUGCUGAAAACAUGCACUGUGACAGGGGAAUUGUCAGCGCGAAAGAGUAGAUCACAAUUUUUGUUUCCUGAAUUAUCACAUUUCUGGUGACUUGCGCUACUUCGGAAAGUCCUUGUAACUACAGUAAUUGCCUGGCAGCUAGCUCCAGGCUAGUGUAGCAGUACAAUAACCAUUUUUCUGUGUACGUAUUUUCCGAUCAAACUCUAUCCUCGUUCUCAAACCCAACAUUGUGGCUGAGGGUUGUCAUUUAAAAAAAAAAAAAAAAAAGUCUGAGAACAAGUAACGUGUCGGCAUGCAUUUGAUUGUGCAAUCAAAUGCAUGCCGACACGUUAUUUGUUCCCCGACAUAGGCUUUGAUUGGUUGUUAGAUCCAUCCGUCAGGCUUUACGUAGCACUUUGACAACUGUUUUUCUUUGUAGUCAUCUCUGAAAGUAUUCUUAAUCAAACACACUGCGAUGAGGGCAUGUUUUAUAAUAUGGUCAGAGGGAGUAAUAGGAUUUUUUUUUUUUUAAAAUUAGGGUGUUAAAAAAAAUUUUUGAGACUUAAAUGACUGCUGUUUUAAAUUUUUGCUCAGAUUAGACGUUCGACUGUGUUUCACAAUUUGCCGUUUUGGAUGGAAUCAAAUGUCAUUCCUGACUCAUGAUUACAUUUUUAUGUUUUUUUUGGGCCCCUCUUCCGCUUUCUCUCGUCCAAGUUAUCCGUCCUCGCCUCUGCCAAGCCUUCACCGUCUGUGCUUCUGACCCAUCAUUCCAUGCUUCUCGUCAUUCCAAUUUGCCAGUAUAUGUACACGCCAUAUUAGGAAUCUCGUAAUCCCACAGGUGUAAGUUUGCAGACCAGUUUUGUGCAGCUCCAUGUUUUGUUUUUAAAUAUAAUUUUAUGAUUUUUUUUUUUUUUAAGGAAUAAAGAGCAUAUGCAUAUUGCCACAAAGUACAUGACAUUGUCGGAUGUUAGGACCUGAUAUCAUCUCCUGUCAGCACUUAAAACUGUACUUGAGGAUUCUGCAGAUUCAAUAAAAGUCAUUUUUCUCAAGA
This is a messenger RNA of Hippocampus comes (tiger tail seahorse), 4044 nucleotides long. Its product is annotated as LIM and SH3 domain protein 1-like. The transcript has 7 exons. Gene Ontology annotation, cellular component: focal adhesion. Gene Ontology annotation, molecular function: actin filament binding. The coding region runs from base 272 to 1009 and encodes 245 amino acids. The record is from RefSeq and is a predicted model, not a curated record. NCBI's taxonomy places the organism in Eukaryota, Metazoa, Chordata, Actinopteri, Syngnathiformes, Syngnathidae.